AUGUCAGAAAAUGUCAUUUACGCUGACUUGAACUUGACUGAAUCAACCAGGCCCAGACUACAGAAGAUCACUGAUGUCCAAGGUUCUACAUAUGCAGAAGUGAAAGUGCAAUCCCUAGACACAAAUGCUGCAGUUAGCUACACAUCGUCCGACCAUCCAACUGCAAGCAGCCCACCUGAUUCAAAAACAUUCUCCACCACCUAUGAAGAGACACUAGGCUGCCCCCCAUAUUGGGAAAAAAAGGGGAAAAAAUGCUACUUCUUUUCUGAAAUCCAGGUCAAAAAAGACUGGAACGCCUCCCGUAAAGAAUGUACUGACAUGAAUUCAGACCUGGUGAUCAUUGACAACAAGGAAGAACUGCAUUAUCUUACUUCACAAUCAAGAGGUCAUUACUACUUACUUGGUCUCACAUACUCUAAGAGCGAGAAGAAGUGGAAGUGGAUUAACAACGUGGAACAUAGCACAGACAUGUUUACUAUAGGAGGAGACUUGACUGAUUAUUUCUGCACUGUCGUUGGACAUGGCAAAGUAGAAACUGCAGCUUGCGGUGGAUCCUCAACAACACAGAAUAUGUGUGAAAAAGCUGCAAAUAUUUCAGAAAGGCAGAAGGAGAGCUAA
Fulmarus glacialis (Northern fulmar) is the source of this 618-nucleotide messenger RNA. RefSeq names its product C-type lectin domain family 5 member A-like. The transcript has 6 exons. The record is from RefSeq and is a predicted model, not a curated record. Bases 1 to 618 code for a protein of 205 amino acids. NCBI's taxonomy places the organism in Eukaryota, Metazoa, Chordata, Aves, Procellariiformes, Procellariidae.